CCCCUCCCCCCACCGCCUGGGAGCGAUGGCGGCGAUGGAGGCGGUGAAGAUGGCGUCGCCCAAGAGCGCGCCCAAAGACGCUCAGGUGAUGGCCCAGAUCCUGAAAGACAUGGGGAUCACUGAAUAUGAGCCACGGGUUAUAAAUCAGAUGCUGGAGUUUGCAUAUAGAUAUGUGACAACCAUCUUGGAAGAUGCCAAAAUUUAUUCCAGUCACGCAAAGAAGUCGAGCGUUGACGCAGACGAUGUGAGGCUGGCUAUCCAGUGCAGGACGGACCAGUCAUUCACUUCGCCGCCACCCAGAGAUUUUUUGCUAGAUAUUGCGAGACAGAAGAACCAGACGCCGUUGCCUCUGAUAAAGCCGUACUCAGGCCCGAGGUUGCCGCCGGAUAGAUACUGCCUCACAGCCCCAAAUUACAGGCUGAAGUCUUUUCAGAAGAAGCUGACUUCCUCUGCGGCACGGAUCACGGUGCCACGACUGAGUGUCGGCGCCGUCACCAGCAGGCCCAGCACGCCGACGUUAGGAACUCCUUCGGCGCAGACGGUGUCCGUUUCAACGAAAGUUGGCACUCCCCUGCCUCUGACCGGUCAAAGAUUCACGGUGCAGAUCCCAACCUCCCAGACCUCCGUAAAAUCAGUGACUCCAACUACCCCCACGGUCCAGAAUGUGCUGAUCAACCCCUCCCUGAUCGGGUCCAAAAACAUCCUCAUCACCACCAACAUGGUGUCGUCGCAGGGCAGCUCUGGUGAAACGAACACCUUGAAGAGGAAGCACGAAGAAGACGACGACUACGAUAACUUGUGAAAGGGAAUGCUCAUCGUUUUGCUGCCUUAGUUGUGGCGCUCCCACCUCUCCCUCUCCGGAAGCCUUCAAGAAUGGAGGGGACGGAGGGACAGAAGACAAGCAGAUGGCUCUACUCUCCCAGUUGGCUACAGUCUAGCUGCAAUGGACCCAAACUGGGACUGAUGGGAGCUUAGAUGGAAAACGUGUGGAAGCCACUAGAUGGUGGAAGGCUUAGUACAGGAGCUUUGGGAAAAGUUGAUUCUCCUCCUGGCACAGCCCAUUCCUCCGAUCUCUCUUGGAAUUAAAAGAAGCAGCACCUGUG
This is a messenger RNA of Podarcis raffonei (Aeolian wall lizard), 1103 nucleotides long. RefSeq names its product transcription initiation factor TFIID subunit 9-like. The transcript is spliced from 7 exons. The record is from RefSeq and is a predicted model, not a curated record. Lineage: Eukaryota; Metazoa; Chordata; Lepidosauria; Squamata; Lacertidae. Gene Ontology annotation, molecular function: RNA polymerase II general transcription initiation factor activity; transcription coactivator activity; protein heterodimerization activity. Gene Ontology annotation, cellular component: SAGA complex; transcription factor TFIID complex. Gene Ontology annotation, biological process: DNA-templated transcription initiation; RNA polymerase II preinitiation complex assembly. The coding region runs from base 26 to 802 and encodes 258 amino acids.